This is a messenger RNA of Arachis ipaensis, 776 nucleotides long. The record is from RefSeq and is a predicted model, not a curated record. Lineage: Eukaryota; Viridiplantae; Streptophyta; Magnoliopsida; Fabales; Fabaceae.
AUGCUGCAUGCAUAUGAUGUGAUCUAUGCAGGGAAAUCAGGUAUCAGAUUUGGGUGGCAUAGAAGGAUAAAAGUAGCCCUUGGAGCUGCAAGGGGUUUCGCUUAUCUUCACGAACACGCCGAUCCUCCAAUCAUACACACGGACAUCAAAUCAAACAACAUUUUGCUGGAUGAGAAGCUUGAUGCAAAAGUUGCUGAGUUUGGCCUAUCCAAACCAAUAUUAGAUUAUGGGAAAGAUCAUGUCACCACUCAAGUUAAAGGAACAAUGGGAUACUUGGAUCCGGAAUACUACAUAAGUCAGCAGUUGACUGAGAAGAGUGAUGUGUAUAGGUUUGGAGUACUGAUGCUAGAGCUGAUAACCAGAAGAAAGCCGAUAGAACGAGGGAAAUACAUUGUGAAAGUGGUCAGGAAUUCAAUUGACAAGACUAAGGACAUGUAUGGCCUGCAUGAACUCAUCGACCGAGCCAUCAGAGAUGGCUUGGCCCUGAAUGGUUUCGACAAGUUUGUUGAUCUUGCAAUGAUGUGCCUUGAAGAAUCAGGAGCUGAGAGGCCUCCAAUGAGUGAUGUAGUGAAAGAGAUUGAAAUCAUAUUGCACUCAAUUGGUUUGGACCCUGCUGCUGAAUCUGAACCAUCAACUUCAUCAAGUUUUCAACAUAAUGAGGUAAGCUUAGAGAGUUUCCAUCAACCUUAUAGCAGUGGAUCCUUGUAUUCAAGCUCGGAAUAUAUACAAAAAAAAAACAAUGAGCAUGAGCCUAGAUAAGUCUUCUAAGAUCCAGG